GCGAAGAAGAUCAGUCUAAAAAGAAACACUGUUGGAUAAACAACGCAAAAUGUCGAGUUCGGGAAUUGUAUUGUACGGAGCGGAUCUCAGUCCGUGUGUGCGAACCGUAAAACUGACCUUGAAGGCCCUUAACUUGGACUACGAGUAUAAGGAAGUGAAUCUCCAAGCGGGAGAGCACCUUUCCGAGGAUUUCCUGAAGAAGAACCCCCAGCACACGGUUCCCGUGCUCGAUGAUAAUGGAACCUUCCUCUGGGACUCCCAUGCCAUCAUCACUUACUUGGUGGACAAGUACGGAAAGUCCGAUGAGCUGUAUCCCAAGGAUUUGGUGAAGCGGGCAAUCAUCAACCAGCGUCUGUUUUUCGACGCUAGUGUUAUCUUCGCCGGUCUUGCCAACGUCAGCGGUCCCUUCUGGAUAAGUGGGAUCACUGAGGUGCCCCAGGAGAAGCUGGACACCAUUCACAGGGGUCUGAAGCUGCUGGAGACCUUCCUGGGCAACAAUCCCUACCUGGCGGGAGAUUCUCUGACCCUCGCCGAUCUCUCCGCUGGAGCAACUGUGAGUGCUCUGCCCGCUGCAGUUGACAUUGACUCUGUGGAGUAUCCCAAGAUAACUGCCUGGCGCGAACGACUCAACCAGAUCCCCUACUUCAAGGAGAUCAAUGAGGCGCCUGCUCAGGCCUACGUCGACUUCCUCCGCAGCAAGUGGACGAAGCUGGGGGAUAAGAAACAAACCGUAAAACUUACCCUGAAGGCUUUGAACUUGGAGUACGAGUACAAGGAGGUCAAUCUGCAGGCGGGAGAGCACCUCUCCAAAGAUUACCUCGAAAAGAAUCCCCAGCACACAGUUCCCGUGCUCGAUGAUAAUGGGAUCAUCCUAUGGGAUUCCCAUGCCAUCGCCACCUACUUGGUGGAUAAGUAUGGCAAAUCGGAUGAGUUGUAUCCCAAGGAUCUGGUCAAGCGGGCGUUGAUCAACCAGCGUCUGUUCUUCGAGGCCAGUGUCACUUUUCCCGGGCUGUAUAACAUAGCCAGACCAUUUUGGUUUGAAGGUGUUACCGAGGUGCCCCAGGAGAAGCUGGACACAGUGCACCGGGGUCUCAAGUUGCUGGAAUCCUUUCUGGCCAGUAGCUCGUAUCUGGUUGGGGAAUCGCUGACUCUGGCCGAUUUGACAGCUGGACCAACGGUUAGUGGCCUUCGCGCUGUCGUCGAUAUCGAGUCAGCAGUGUAUCCCAAGAUCACCGCCUGGUUGGAUCGCCUUAACCAGAUUCCCUUCUACAAGGAGAUAAAUGAAGGCCCGGUUCAGGAAUACGUCGCAUUCCUUCGCAGCAAGUGGACCAAGCUGGGGGAUAAAAUUAAUUCCGGCAACAUGCUUGUAGUAAUAGAAUCGCCGCCGGUUUACCUACACAUAAUGUCGAAUACUGGAAUCAUUUUGUACGGAACGGACUGGAGUCCCUGUGUGAGGACUGUACAACUUACCCUGAAGGCUUUGAACUUGGACUACGUGUACAAGGAGGUCAAUCUGCAGGCGGGGGAGCACCUCUCCAAAGAAUACCUCGAAAAGAAUCCCCAGCACACAGUUCCCGUGCUCGAUGAUAAUGGGAUCAUCCUAUGGGAUUCCCAUGCAAUCGCCAUCUACUUGGUGGAUAAGUAUGGUAAAUCGGAUGAGUUGUAUCCCAAGGAUCUGGCCAAGCGGGCGAUCGUCAAUCAGCGUCUGUUCUUCGAGGCCAGUGUCAGUUAUCCCGGGCUAUCAAACAUAGUUCGACCAUUUUGGUUUGGAGGGGUAACCGAGGUGCCCCAGGAGAAACUGGACACAGUGCACCGGGGUCUCAAGUUGCUGGAGUCCUUCCUGGCCAGCAGCUCGUAUCUGGUUGGGGAAUCGCUAACCUUGGCCGAUCUAGCAGUUGGACCCACUGUUAGUGGCCUGCGUGCAGCCGUCGACAUCGAACCAGCGGAGUAUCCCAAGAUCACCGCCUGGUUGGAUCGCCUCAACCAGAUUCCCUUCUACAAGGAGAUCAAUGAAGGCCCGGUUCAGGGAUAUGUCGCUUUCCUGCGCAGCAAGUGGACCAAGCUGGGGGCCUAAGGAGACCCACCAAAGACGAAAAAUCCAACAUCAAAAAUAAUAAAACACAUAUAUAUUUUUUAUGUAUAAUUCCCACCAUGCAAAAUUUAAAAAAAUUAGCUUUUAAAUAUAAAUGAUUUCCU
Messenger RNA from Drosophila ficusphila, 2196 nucleotides. RefSeq lists its product as uncharacterized. Gene Ontology annotation, molecular function: glutathione transferase activity. The transcript is spliced from 4 exons. Lineage: Eukaryota; Metazoa; Arthropoda; Insecta; Diptera; Drosophilidae. Gene Ontology annotation, biological process: glutathione metabolic process. Bases 50 to 2074 code for a protein of 674 amino acids. The record is from RefSeq and is a predicted model, not a curated record.